GGCACACCCUCCUUUGUUCCAAACCAAUCAGAGUGGACGUGUGGCGUUUUGCCCGAGGGUAAAACUUACCCCUGGAUGCAUUAAUUACGCAUCACUUAGCUGUUGCCAAUGUGUUCACAACGGUGGACCCUCUUUUGGGCUUUUUACAACGAUUGCUUUCAUUUUUCGGUCAAUCUAGUAUGGAAAGUAGACAACAAUGGCUUACCAGGCUGAAAAAUGAACUUAGCAACAGUCCUCUGGUAUCAAAUGUGGCUUUUGGCUUCAUCCUCAUGGGACUAGAGAAACUGGUGGAGCUGGAGUUUGAGUGUCCUUGCAAUCCUACAUGGAACGGAGUGUUUUCAUCAGCAUUCUUCAUCAUUCCUGCCGUCAUGGCCUUCACGUUGAUGCUGAUCAUUCAAGGAGGCAGAUGUGAUACGCGGUGCUGUAAAACUUUUCCCUUCUCCAGUUUUGUUCCUGCUAUCGUGUGGCUGAUUUUGCUGUUCCUCGAUGGACAAUACUUUGCUUGUGCUAUGACAAACUGGGAUGGUAGAUUUGUACUAGUUGACAAGGCAGCUCCGCAGAAGUGGUGUGAGCCAACAAGUGAGGGAGAUGUCACCCCACAAGAACUAAUGCUCCGCUCGCAGCAGCUGUUUGUUUUUUCUCAGGUUAUAGGCAUAAUCCUCCUCAUUUUCAUCUGUGUGGGUCUCAUAGUGUAUGUAAUCAGAGAAAGCUGCCAACAAGAGGUGGAAAUGCAAGAUUCAGAUGUAGCUGAGCUCACUGUGCUCAGGAUGAGCACUCUACGGACCAGGACAUCAUGAGAGGACUUACACCGCCCACCUCACCUGCCCUGCUGGCAUGGACACUUUGUAAAUACCCUGAACAGACUUUACAAUGACUUCUCAUCAUUAUUGUCACUACGUGCAGUAUUUUUCCCUUAUCAAACUUUCACUGAUGAUCAAUGACGCUGCUGUAUGAGGCCAUAUGAUUAUGGAUAUUACUGAAAACAGUGAUUUUGUUUUUUUCUUUGUAUUAUCAGCUGAUAUGUACCCGGAGCUGUGCUUGUGGUCAUCUAAUGAGUCACAAGGUAUUGGUUUUACCUGUCUGUACAGUAAUAUUGGCACUUUUCUUUGGUGAGAAUUAGAUCAAAAGAUUAAUUCCACUUUCAUGUCCCAGUCUUAUAAAGCUACAAACCCAGUAUUUGUAAGGUUAGCUUAGCUUAGCGUAAAGACUGGAAAUGUAAGGAAGGCUUUGAUUCAUGUUUACAAAACCAGAGUGUAAAUGUGAUAAUUAUUUUCAAGGGGUGGUUAUGUGCUAGACAGUUCCUUGACUGGAAUCCUUUGCAGCCAGACCUAUCCUUAAAUUAUUUGCACGCCAGUGAGGGAUCACCAUGGAAUCACUUUUAAAAAAGCAAAUAUGACAGAUUUGGCCAAUAUAACAGUGGUCAAGGAUAGGAAACCCACUGCAAACCAGAGAGUUGGAAACGCUCUACAAAGGUGUGGCCAUUAAAGACUGAAGGGUGCAACCUCUGAAUUGGAACAUCUGUUGUCCAGCAUAUAACCACCUACAGACAGCUCUUUACACACCUUUAUGUUAAACUAAGCUAAAUGGCUGCUGAUUCCAGCUUCAUUCAUUUAAUUCAUGACAAGAAAGAGAAUAAGCACAUGACCUGAAAUAUGUAACUUUUCCUUUAAAGUGAUAUUUCACUUUGUUAAAUUGUCAGUGCUGCUGUCUUACUUUCAAGUUUUCAACCUUGAAAAUUGUUUUUUCACUUUCUGAGCCUGGACGUUUUUUGUGCCUUUUGUAUUAGCUAUAUUGAGUCAAGUGGAAUCCAACAGGCAGCUAAUAUCUAUCUGACUACUGUUAGUUGAUUCUUGUUUUGAAGUGCCAAAAUGAAAAUGUUCCAACAAAGUGAAAUCUCACUUAAAAUAUUUCUGUUUUUCCUUGUGGUUUUCUCCAGAACGUAGGGUCAGACCUUCAUCAUGUCUAAUCCUACAACACUUAUGAUUCAAUCUGAUAUUGCUUAUGAUUUACCUGUAUGACAGCUAGAGAUGUAAAAUCAUGUGUAUGAUGUUUUCUAUCAUGGCUGCAACCAGCCAAAAGUAGGAAGUAGACACAAAAUCUAAAACAAUGUAUUUUUAUUGUUUUGUAAUAAAAUUAUUUAUUUAUUUAAGUAAAA
Hippoglossus stenolepis (Pacific halibut) is the source of this 2155-nucleotide messenger RNA. Its product is annotated as calcium homeostasis modulator protein 6. Lineage: Eukaryota; Metazoa; Chordata; Actinopteri; Pleuronectiformes; Pleuronectidae. The transcript has 2 exons. Gene Ontology annotation, molecular function: monoatomic cation channel activity. The record is from RefSeq and is a predicted model, not a curated record. Bases 180 to 797 code for a protein of 205 amino acids.